AUGAAAGCCGAUAACUCUUUCAAAGGCGGAUACUUGACUAUGCUAGAGCCUGCGUUAGCUCAACGUUUUCCGAUGGCGUGCAUUCGUGGAGAACCCCAUAUCCAAUCAAAGUUGCAGACAUGGAAGAAGACUUAUGGGUUUAUUUAUGGUAUGCUGGAAACUAGUGGCUUUGGAUUCAAUGAAGAGACUAUGAUGGUUGUUUGCGAAGAUGACGUUUGGGAUAAAUACGUCCAGAUGAUGUCCUUUGCCAUCGUGCACCCAGAAGUUAAGAAGAUGCGGCACAACUCCUACCCAUAUUAUCCUUCAUGGCAAGAGAUCUUUGGAAAGUCAAGAGCAACUGGUGCGAAUGCACAAGGAUUUGUUGAUGUUGUGCAGGACUUAUUGAACGGGGGGACCACUUCGGGUAGCAACGUAAACCAAGGCAACUCCUCAGUGCCAAAAGAUGCAAGCGUGCCUGUUGAAGUUGAAGAAUACUCUGACGAUAAUCUAACCUCACAUACGGGGAGCUCUACGAAGGCCAAGACAACUGGGUACAAGAAACGAAAGGUUUCUGAACUUUCUUCUGUAAUUCAACCUUUAGUGAAUAUGAUGAGCACAUAUAUUUCAGACUCAAAAGAGGCUCUUGGGGAUCUUAGCAAACAAAUUGGGGUGGAGCACGAUGUUUCUAUGGCAAGGAAGAAUGUAUUUGAGUCACUUGCAGCCAUUCCUGGACUCUCAAUCGACCAUCAGAUAGUGGCGGCUAACAAACUUGUAAAUUCCACAUAUAGUAUGGAUUUAUUCUUUAGCAUGCCUGAUGAGGCCAAGCAUAAAUUCGCCAUGAUGUUGCUUGACGAUCAGGUUUAG
This is a messenger RNA of Erythranthe guttata (spotted monkey flower), 843 nucleotides long. NCBI's taxonomy places the organism in Eukaryota, Viridiplantae, Streptophyta, Magnoliopsida, Lamiales, Phrymaceae. The record is from RefSeq and is a predicted model, not a curated record.